AGGUCCAUCGUCUCUCCAGCAAACCUAACCUCAACAAUGACCUAACGAUUUAAAACCCAAAAAUGACUCGCUUCAGGCCCUGCAUAGACCUACACGCCGGCGCCGUGAAACAAAUCGUAGGUGGCACCCUCUCGGACUCCAACGCCAGCAGUCUGCGGACAAACUUCACCUCCCAGCAUCCGGCCGGGUACUACGCGGAGCUGUACAAGGAACAUGAGUUGCGUGGCGCCCACGUAAUCAUGUUGGGACCGGGGAACGAGGAGGCUGCGAAGACGGCGCUCGCUGCUUGGCCUGGAGGGUUGCAGAUUGGAGGUGGGAUUAAAGAUACGAAUGCGAGGGAGUGGAUUGAUGCUGGGGCUGAAAGGGUCAUAAUAACAUCCUUCCUCUUCCCCUCCGGCACCUUCUCCCUCCCACGCCUGCAAUCCGUGCUCGCAGCCCUCAACAACGACCGCAGCAAACUAGUCAUAGACCUCAGCUGCCGCCGCGUCGUCGACGACAGCUCAAGCCCUCACCCCCGCUGGAAAGUAGCCAUGGACAAAUGGCAAACCAUCACCGACUUCGAAAUCACGCGCGACAACAUUGCGCUUCUGGAGCCGUAUUGUGCGGAAUUCCUCAUCCACGCUGCGGACGCCGAGGGCCUGCAGGCGGGGAUUGAUGAGAAGCUUGUGCAGCAUUUGGCGGGGAUUUGUGAGAUUCCCGUUACGUAUGCGGGUGGGGGGAGGAGUAUUGCGGAUUUGGAGUUGGUGGAGAGGUUAAGUGGUGGCAAGGUGGAUUUGACGAUUGGGAGUGCAUUGGAUAUCUUUGGGGGCUCUGGGGUUACGCUUGAGCAGUGCUGUCGGUGGAACGAUAGGCGUUAGAAACUUGUGAUGAUGUUUGUGGCUGCUUUGCUGCGUUUUGCAUGACAAAGGAAGGAAUCCAUCACCAUUCAGACAAUGAGGCGGAUUCUCUGUUA
Messenger RNA from Neohortaea acidophila, 952 nucleotides. Its product is annotated as 5-proFAR isomerase His6. The record is from RefSeq and is a predicted model, not a curated record. Gene Ontology annotation, cellular component: cytoplasm. Gene Ontology annotation, biological process: L-tryptophan biosynthetic process; L-histidine biosynthetic process. Bases 63 to 857 code for a protein of 264 amino acids. NCBI's taxonomy places the organism in Eukaryota, Fungi, Ascomycota, Dothideomycetes, Mycosphaerellales, Teratosphaeriaceae. Gene Ontology annotation, molecular function: 1-(5-phosphoribosyl)-5-[(5-phosphoribosylamino)methylideneamino]imidazole-4-carboxamide isomerase activity. The transcript has 2 exons.